This is a messenger RNA of Parasteatoda tepidariorum (common house spider), 5802 nucleotides long. It is a transcript of the gene Plod, whose product is annotated as procollagen lysyl hydroxylase. Lineage: Eukaryota; Metazoa; Arthropoda; Arachnida; Araneae; Theridiidae. Gene Ontology annotation, cellular component: endoplasmic reticulum. Gene Ontology annotation, biological process: peptidyl-lysine hydroxylation. Gene Ontology annotation, molecular function: iron ion binding; L-ascorbic acid binding; procollagen-lysine 5-dioxygenase activity. The record is from RefSeq and is a predicted model, not a curated record.
GUGCGCGCUGCAUGAUGUCAUUCAAAAACGCGCCAAUGGUCUCAUAGGCGACUUGGACAUUCGCGUUUUCCCAUUUUCCUCCUGAACAUUCAUCGCCAAGCGGCCAAGCAGCGUGCCAGAAAGAUGCGUUGGAGCUAGGCCCUAUCUUUUUGUAAAAGCCGCUAAGUUUUUAUACAACUUAUUUUAAAUGUGAUUGUUUUUAAAUAUAUCAUGCAUAAAACCAUGGAAUUUUUGCCUUUUCAAAGACUUCUGAAGAAACAUUUUAUUGUCUGUUGUGUAUUUCUUAGUUAUUUCUUUGGAUAUGUGAAGCUGCAAGAAGAACAAAAACUAUUAGUAUUGACAGUGGCUACUGAAGACACAGAUGGUUUUAAAAGAUUUAUGAGAUCUGCAAAAACGUAUGGAAUCAAUGUUGAGGUUCUUGGAAUGGAUGAAGAAUGGAAAGGCGGAAAUAUCCGACUAUAUUCUGGGGGUGGACAUAAAGUAAAUUUAUUAAAAGCUGCUAUGGAUAAAUAUUAUGACGAUAAGAACUUAAUCAUUAUGUUUGUUGAUAGCUAUGACGUUAUUUUUAUGGCCGGUCCUGAUGAAAUCAUAAAGAAAUUUAAUAAAUCUAAAGCAAAAGUCCUGUUUUCUGCUGAAGGAUUCUGCUGGCCAGAUGCUUCACUUGCUGAAAAGUACCCAAAAGUUGAAAAAGGAAAAAGAUUUUUAAAUUCAGGAGCGUGUCCUGACUUCUCUUAUACAGGUUUUCUGGGCUAUGCUUCAUAUGUUAAUGAAAUAAUUACAAGUUCUUCUCUAAAGGAUGAGGAGGAUGAUCAGCUGUUUUACACUAAAAUCUAUUUAGCUGAUGACCUAAGGAAAAAGUGGUCGAUUAAGUUAGAUCAUAAAGCUGAAAUCUUCCAAAAUUUAAAUGGAGCUGUUGGAGAUGUUGAGCUAAGAUUCUCAGACACUGACAGCUAUUUGCACAACACAGCAUAUGCCACCAAUCCUUUAGUUGUUCAUGGUAAUGGUGCUAGUAAAGUUGCUUUGAAUUCUCUCGGCAAUUACUUAGCUAAAUCGUGGGUGCCCAAGAAAGGAUGCAUUAGUUGUUUUGAAGACACAAUCAAACUAGAAACUUUUAAAGUGAAAGCAAAACCUCAUGUUAUCGUUGGAAUAUUUGUGGAACACCCAACACCAUUCUUCAAAGAAUUCUUAGAAAGGAUUCUGUUGCUCGAUUAUCCAAAAGAAAGAAUGGAUCUCUUUAUCCAUUGUGGUACUGAAUAUCACAAAAAAGAUCUUGAUUCUUUCCUAGUGAAUCAUCAGCACAAGUACAACAAGGUUACUUAUUUAAAACUGGAAAAUGAUUAUAAAGAGUGGCAUGCCAGAAACUUAGGAUUGGAAGAAUGCACCAAAACAAAUUGUGAUUACUUUUUUGCUAUAGAUUCAAAUGCACAGUUAACAAAUCCAGAUGCUUUACGCCUUCUAAUAGAACAAAAUAGACGAAUAAUAGCACCCUUAUUAGUGAGACCCAAUAGAUUGUGGUCCAAUUUUUGGGGAUCUCUUUCUACGGAUGGGUUUUAUGCCCGCUCUGUUGAUUAUGUUGAUAUUGUGAAGAAAAAGAGGAAGGGGGUUUGGAAUGUGCCCUACAUCAAUCACGCUUACCUUAUUCAUGGAUCAUUGUUGAGAGAUACAGAAAACUAUCCUUCAUAUAUUCAUGGGCUGUUUGAUCCUGAUAUGGCUUUCUGUAAAAAUUUGCGUGAUAAGGGUAUAUUUAUGUACAUUUCAAAUCUUCAUGACUUUGGUCAUCUUAUUAACAGUGAAACGUUUGACACUAGCCAUCUACAUAAUGAUCUGUAUGAAAUUUACACAAAUCAAGUGGAUUGGGAACAUCGGUACAUUCAUGAAAAUUAUUCAAAAGUUUUAGAUCAAACCCAUGAAGUAGCAAUGCCUUGCCCAGAUGUAUAUUGGUUUCCUGUUGUUACUCCCAUAUUCUGCAAACACCUCAUUGACACUAUGGAGGAGUUUGGACAGUGGUCUGAUGGAUCAAACAAAGACCCACGUCUUGCCGGAGGUUAUGAAAAUGUUCCUACCCGUGACAUACAUAUGAAUCAAGUCGGGUUUGAGCAGCAUUGGUUGUAUUUCCUUAGAGAGUACAUAAGACCAAUGCAAGAAAAAAUAUUCAUCGGAUAUACACACGAUCCACCAAAAGCACUGAUGAACUUUGUAGUUCGCUACAGACCAGAUGAACAGCCUUCACUUCGUCCACACCACGAUUCCUCAACUUAUACUAUCAAUAUUGCAUUAAACAGGCCAAAAAUCGAUUAUGAGGGUGGUGGUUGUCGGUUUAUUCGAUACAACUGCAGUGUGACUGAUUUAAGGCUGGGUUGGACCCUCAUGCAUCCUGGUCGUUUAACUCAUUACCACGAAGGUUUGAAGGUCACAAAUGGUACUCGGUACAUCAUGAUAUCUUUCGUUGAUCCUUGAGUAAAAAGAAUGAUGAACAUUGGACUUGAUUGCAGCUAUCAUUAAACCAUUGCAAUAAAUAAUCUAUUUAAAAAAGUUAUUUUUUGUGUAAACGAAGAGAUUCCUAUUUUAAUAGAUUUGCUUGUAUUGUCUUGUAUGUGAGAGAAUGUUGUUUAGCAAAAAUGUGCAAUUUUGGGUUUUUUCCCUAAUUUUUUUCUACUUAAAUACUUUUUUUUAAAGAAAAAAAAGACAAAUAAAUAAAUGUGCCUUAUGUGUAUCAAGUAUACUGUCACGCUUGUGUUUAAAUUGUUGAGUUUAGGCACACAUUUAAAAAAAAGAAUCUGUAAAAAAAAUAAGCAUUAAAAAAUAGCACAGAGGUAAUUUGAUUUCAGUUUUAUGCUAUAGUUACUAAAUUACAGAAAAAUUAUCAAUUACUGAAGAUCAAUUACUGAAUUACUGUCGAUUAUUUUAAAGAAAAUGUAUUUGAGAAUACAAAAACUUUGUAACCCUAGGAAUAUUUUUAAAAUUUUUAGUACUUCGUUCUCUUUUUUUUAAAUAAAAUGCCUGCCUUUUAUUUUAAACAUUAUAUUUCUAAUAAUUUAUGCAUUGUCCAAAAAGUAAAUAAGGAAAAAUUCACUAGCUUCAUUAACUUUAAAUUUUGAGAAAAAAAAUUACCAUGUUUCUAAUUUUUGUUAAUUAUUAUUAUAAUCAAAUGCUCAUAGCAUAAUAUCAAUACUAAGGAAAUAAUCAUUGUAUUUUUUUUUUUGGCAAGAUGGUUAAAACAAGAUAAAACUGGCAAUUAUCAAAACUUUCCAACUUGUCCAAUUAUAUUCUUUUAAAGUGCUUAAAAAUAUCUUUUGAAUGCUUAAAAGGUGCUUAUUUUUUGUUGAAUAAUUUGUAAAAAAAUUUGAAAAAAAUUAUUUGGUUUUUAAACAUUUAUUUUAGCUAUCUUAUUGCUUUUAUGAGAAGAACAUUUACUUUGUUUUCUUUUAAUUUAUCGAUUUAUUUUUUUAUACAAAUAUCUGUUUUAAAAACUGAACUCUAAAAUUUUGGGUUUUGUCCCCAAAAUUUCUUUCCUUUAUUGAACCAUUGUUUCUGCAUAUUUUUUAAUAUCUAUAUUUUGUCAUUAUUACUCACAGAAGGUAUUAAAUAGUGCUGAUCAGUAUCAGAAUUUUUAUAUAGCGAUACAUCGCCUGAAGAUAUUAUUUCAUAAUACAUCAUGACAUUCUUCCACUUUCAUUAAUUAGUCAAUAUUUUCCAUCAAAUGAAAUUUAUCAACCACAUCCGAUAACAAUGCCUAUUGAUAAUAGGUUAAAUAUUUUAGUAUUUAAUACCUAACGUUAUCAGUAAUGAUCGAAAUAUUAUCGUAUUAAAUUUUCAUAGCCAUCGAUUACAUUGUCCAUACUAUUAUAUGCAAUAUCUAUCGUAGACGAUAAUGAUUGCAUUAUUAUCUCGGAGAAAAUUUAUUGUAUGUUCAAUAUUUAUUGUAAAACAUAGUAUGUUUGCAAUCACGAUAUAUCGCUAGAAUUCUUUUUACAAUAUUGUUAAGACGAACAAUAUUUCUCAGCUCUGGUAUUAAGUGAAAACAGCACAAUACCUUUUUCGAAUGAUUGUGUCAAAUUUUUAUAAUUAACAUGUUUAGUUUGCAUUUCAACGUACUUAAUUAUACAUUCUUUGUGUAUUUAUUUUUACAUUAUCUGUUUUAAUUAUUGUAAGCUUUAAUUAGAAUAGGAUUUAAAAAAUUUUGUUGACAUUUGUAAACAAGACUUUAAACUUGGUCACAAAUAAUUUAGUUUUAAUUAUUUUGUAAAUUUUUCAUUCCUUAAAGGUGAUAUUUUGCUUUCUUUUCUACUCUGUUUAUUCUGAUGGAUGUUUGUUAGAUAUAGAUGCAUUUUAUUCUUCAUUAAAAUGUAAUUUCAGUAAAAUCUCAAUCAACUGGGAUGAUACCUCCCUCUAAACAGAAAGAAAAAAAAGAGGCUAAUGGGAAAAUUUGCAGGUCAACUGCAUUCUCUUUUGCUCGUUCUACUGUAUUAGACUCAAUAUCUGACCUUUAGUCUACUUAACACAUUGACCAUUUAGGCAAGCCAAUCCCCGUCAGGACUAGCUCACCACUUGAAAGCAUUCAUAUUGUGGUAUAGCAGUGCGAAACGCAGUCUUAACAGACUAAAAUCAAUAAAAAAAAUUGUAAUAAAAAUAAAGUACAUUUUUAAAAAAAUUUCAGCCAUUACUUGUAAUGUUUAUGUUGAAUUUUAUUUUAUACUUUACUCUGUCGGUCACCAGUGACUGAACGGAAAGUUCAGUUCACUAAACGAAAGUUCAGUUUCAGUCAACAAUGAUAUGACAUUUAACAUGUUUAGUUUUUUUUCUUCCCUAAGGAAGUUCACAAAACGGAAAGUUCAUUGUCAGUCAAUAAUAAUUGAUGUGGCAUUUAACGCGUUAAAUUUCUUUCAUUACUAUAAUUACAAAUCUAAAUAUGCUAUUUUUUUGUUUCCCUAAAUUUUAAUCGGUAUUAUUUAAAUCAAUAUUUUCUUAUUGAAUAAUAAUUUUAAAUUUUCUAUUGUCUUUUUUAACAAUAUUAAUCAAAAUUUGUAUGAAUUCGAUUAUCUCGAGCAAGACUUGUCUUGACCAUCCUUAUAAAGUGAGAGAUUACUAUAAUAUGUACAUAUUAAAUUUGCGCUGCUCUUAAAAUUCUUGUAGCUAUUGAGUUUUUAAUUUUGUACAUUUCUGGCAAAAAAAUUAUAUCAAUAAACAUAUUUGUCAGACUUUGUUUAGGGUUUCUUUUCAUUAUUAAUAUCAUACUCUGCUGCUUUAUUUUAAUAAAUCAACAUUUAUAUAUUUUAUUAAAAACGAUUUAUUCGUUUAAUAGCUAUAAUUAAAAGUUUAUGAUUAUGCUAAACUUUCUAUUAAUAGAUUUUUUUCAUUACAUACUUAAUGUGUUUAAAUAAAGCUUAAUACUAAUUUGAUUAUUUUAGUUUUUUAUGGUUAUUUCCUGAAUUCAUUAAUCUUUAAAUGCUACUUUUAAAGAUUUUAUUGUAUAUUUCAUAUAGUAUGUUACAUUUAAGUAUAAUUUAAAAGAUUUGUUAAAAAUUAUUUAAACUCUAAUUUUUCGUUAUUAUUAUUUUUAUCAUUUUUUAGUCUUAUUAACAUAUGCUGAAAGAUUAUGCAAAUGCUAAUUUGAUUGUCAUGGUGCUUUUUUAACAAUAUAUCAGAAGAAUCAAUUAAUUUAAAAUUGAAAAUGUUUUUGAUAAGUUGUAUGUAAUGUGCAUUUGCAUAUUGUUUGUGCAAAAAUUAUAUUGUAUAGAUAAUUUCUUACUGUAAUUAUCUGAAUGCCAAACUUGCAUUAAAAAUUUUACCAGUUAUUUCAAA